Cinclus cinclus is the source of this 8559-nucleotide messenger RNA. RefSeq names its product solute carrier family 7 member 1 (gene SLC7A1). Gene Ontology annotation, molecular function: amino acid transmembrane transporter activity. Gene Ontology annotation, biological process: transmembrane transport; amino acid transport. Gene Ontology annotation, cellular component: plasma membrane. NCBI's taxonomy places the organism in Eukaryota, Metazoa, Chordata, Aves, Passeriformes, Cinclidae. The coding region runs from base 4623 to 6134 and encodes 503 amino acids. The transcript is spliced from 11 exons. The record is from RefSeq and is a predicted model, not a curated record.
CCCUAGCUUCAGUUCAAGGUGGCAGCCUGGCCUGUAAGGUCGCCCUUGUUUGGGUGCCUGUGUUACUGUUACAAAAUAGAUGCUUCACUCUUGCACUCACCGAGGAUUUCAGGACUCAUCAGUGGGAUGCGUUUCUGAUGGCUCCUGCCACCUGGUGAGGUGAGUGGUGUGCUGCUGGCUGAGGGCUUGUUGCUGCUGGGAAUCCCUCUGAAUCUCCAUCCCUCUGGCAUUCCCUGGCUGCUACACACUUGCUAGAGUGCAGAGAGUCCUCUGCUGAGAAAGGAGCUGCUCACAGAAAGAUGCUUUUAUACAGAGCAUCUGUACUCACAGCUGAUCAAGGAAUAAUUCUGGUCCCUUUGGGAUCUAUUUAAAGUAUCUGGAGAUAAGAGUUUUGCCUUGUGAAUUGCUGCAGAAUUAAUCUUGAGAUGAUCUGCAGGUUCACAGUCUCUGGAAAAUACAAACCAAAUCCCUUCUAAGCCCUUGACUCCCACUAGGAGAGGCCCUGGAUCAAGCUCAGAGCAUGCGCUGUGCACCUCAGCUGACGCAUUAAAACUAAGCCACACUUCGCUAAUUAAGGAUUCGUGUCUUUUCAAGCAUAUUCUGGGCAGGCUGCUUGUUAUCAUGCCUUUAAGGCUGCAACAGACUUGCCAGUUGAGACUGAAAGCUUGCUAGUUAAACUGAAAACCAACUGUAUGCUAAAUUACUAAAGGGAGUUGUUGGUUUUUUUUAAUACAUUUUGUGGGAUUUGUAAUCAUUACCUUGGAAUUUAGUUUCCAUGGUGCUUGGAUGGUAAGACCGUAUCAAGAACAACAUAGUGGCUUAGUAGUUGCCUGUCUGAGAUCAUGCUGGCUUUCCUCUGUGUGUUACCUGAAAUAUUUUUCUCCUCCUUCUUUCAAAAGAAAAAAGAAAAAAAAAUAAGAUGAAAAGCCAGAGUCAGUUAAACUCUCCAUAAGAAAUCAGACUCCUGUAGCUAUUUUGUGAAUUACAUUCACUGCAAGAAGUACAAAAAAAAUAAUUUUAGAAAAGUAAGCGUAUAAUUUCCUCCAGACUUCUAUGGUGGACUCUGCUUAGGCUAUGUAGAAAAAUUGAACAGACUUCUUGGUAAUUUUUCUUCUGUUCCAGAAAGGUAAUGAUAAAUCGUCUCCUUCAUGCCAUUCAUCUAGUUGGUUUUGGGGCCCUUCCUACCAUGAUACUGGACGACCAAAAUGAGUGACAUAGCCAUGGUUGCUGUCCCAAAACCUGAUUCUGCAAAUGCACAAUGAAAAGUUUUGCCUACUGAAUGAAUGUUCUGCUCCGAAGAUCUGGGCUCAGAGUGGUAUUUCUGAGAUUUUUUUUUCCCCUCUCAUAAUGGAUUUUGAACAACUGGCUCAGUUCUUAUUUCAGAGUUGACUGCUCACUGUAUUGUCACAAGGCAGAAAAUUCAGUAAAAAAUAAGUAGAUACUAUCCAUAAAUAUGCUCGAGUACAACUUCCUUACUUUUAUUUUAGUCCUGUGUCAAGAAUGUGUAUUUGCAAACUGUCUUUCUCGUAAUUUGUGAGAAAGGGUGGCUAAGGUGGAAAAAUGCUGGGGGAGGAUGUGAGGUGUAGGAAGUCUCCUUAUCUUACCCAGCUUUUCUCUCAGAGCUAAUUGCCCCUCUUGUGAGCAAGGACAACUCCCAGCAGCUUCUGGGGCAUGGAGGAGAAAGAUAUGUUGGCUGCCACUGUAAGGCCCCAAUCAAGUCUCUCUGUGAGACUUUUGAAAGUGUUUAUAAUGGUUCCUGUACUCUAGGUUAGGCACACACGAGAAAUACAGACCAGAUAUUCUCAAGAAGUCAAAAGAACACAGAAGUUUACUGGCAAACUUCUGAAAAAUCAGGAGACUUUGGCUAAAGACAUAGUACAACAUCUGAUCAAUGUAACACACUUCUCACAGCAUUAAUUUAGCCCAUCCAACUUAGCAAACUUUAAACCUGUUCCAUGUUAAGUUACUCAGAAUUUUCCAAGAAGAGGGAAUUAGAAGAAGGAGCAAAAGAGAAGAUAUAGAAAAGCACAUAUGGCUGCACUAAUGCCUGGGUUCCGGCAGUGUUCAGAUACAAACUGCAAGGGGACGGUAGAGUCAAGAUGUAGUGCUCUCAUACUCAGCCUUAAAAACCCCUGGGCCUUUGUGAGCCCAGGUGGGACUUCUAGUCUUUUGGGCCACUCAGGAGCUGGGUUAGGCAGAGUGGAGCCCUGCCCCUGGUCUGCCAAUGCAGGGCUGGGAUAGAGGCUGGGGUGUGGUAGGGGCAGAGCACUGCCUCACCAGGGCCAAGUUUGAUCUGUUCAAUCACACACACAGGCAUCCCUAAAUGUCUCGAGGCAUCAGUCCUUCCAGUCUCUGACAGGUGCAUGCUGCACUUCAGAGCCUGGGCUUGAGAGGGUCAGAAAGCCAUUUUUUUCUUAAUCUUGCUGAGAAAAUGCCAAGCAGUGCAUUGAAAAUGUGCAUCUCUAUGGGGCUUGGCCAGCUUGGUGUUUUCAUGCUGAGGUUCUCAGACAUCAGCUCAGGAAGUGUUAUGAGGGUUGGAAAAGAAAUUCUGGGGUCCCAAGGAUGGGUGGCCAGUAGCUUUUAAUUAAUUGAGUGACUUGACUUGGGGAGAGGCUCUUGUGGAGUCUUGGAGGAGGGUGAUGAGAAAAAAUGAGCAUGCAACUGAUCAGUUAUGGUCCAGAGAGAAGAAGAAAGGUGUCCAUGAGCAGAAUCUGAUGUGAGCUUUCUUCUGGGAUGAUGUGGGUUUGGGGAACUGUGCCAGAUUGUGGGAUGUGUUUCAGGAACUAGAAACUGGUGGGAGCUGGUAGUGUGAUGAGUAACAGCAUCUCUGGUAAGUGGUUGCUGCUGGGCUUUCCUGGCACUUGGUGACCUCCUUGACCUUGGCUGUUCCUGCAGAGAGCCCAGCACCUGAGCUCUGCAGUUCUUCUGGGAGCUGUGCGCUGUAGGUAAGAGCCAAAUCUGCUCUGGUGAGGCUAUGCUGACCCAAAAAUAGUAAAUCCUCCUGGGUACAAGCUGAAUGUCUUUGCACAGUGCCUUCUAAUAACAGCAAGAGAUUAUCCAGGUGUCUGUAUUGUUGAAAGAAUGUCAGAUUCCCCCUGCUCCCUCAAGCCUGUCGGUUACAGAGAGUUCUGGAUAAAUGGCUGAUAGUUAUGUGGAACUGGCAUCCAAGCAGCUGGCAUCUGAUAUAACAUGUGCAGGAAGGAGCUGGGUGUUCCCGUCCUAGAACGUGAAAUACUAGAGCUAGGACAAAAAAAUAGCACUAAAAUAGUCUUUUUCCUCAAAUCGUGCCAAAGCUAACCUGAAAAAUUGUAAUGUGGUAUAUGAUUGCUUUUGCAAUUUCUCAAUAUUAAUUUGAUGGCAGUGAUGUCCAAACUCUUUAAAAGUGUUCACACUGUGCACUUUUCUGUCUUGGUGAACAGAAGAGUCUCCCAACAGGCCUGUUCUGCAGCUUAAUAUUUAUGCUGUUGCAAAGCUGGAUUGGGCAGGUGAGUGUUCCCAGCUGUGCUGCAGGUGCUGCCCACCGCUGCUGCAGAGGAUUUGGCUGUAGGUGAGCACAGACAUUGUUUGACAGGAUUGCAGGUGUUGGAGUUGGGACCUGAACACCCACUCACAGGUGAGUGUGGCAGGACAGACUGUUCUGGGUGGAAAGGGGCCCCUGAUGGCAUCCUCUAAGGAACUGCUCUGCAAGCCAAAACCAAGCUAAGCUCUUUUUUAAACUAGGUAAUUAUGUAAAGUAAUAAUUAUGAUAUGCAGUAAGGUGCUGUUAUAUGUAGUGUAUGUACUGUACAAGAUAUUGGGAGUGCAACAGCACCCACAUUAUCGCAGCAGAAGAAGUUGGCUUUUACGCAAGCCUACUUAUUUUACAAAAUCCUGUCACUGUCUGGUGAUAGCUCUUUGUUAUUAGUUUCAGUUCUCUAAAAUGACUUUUAUGCCCCACACAUUGUCCCCAGCUUGCUUGUCCUGAGACCCCAGGUUCAGUCCUCACCCCACAGAGCUGCAAGUAGUUGGAUGUACUCAAAUAGAAACAAAAAGUGGCCCCAGGGGGUGAAGCCUGAGCACUUGCUGUGGUCAGGAACUGUUCCACUUGCUGUGGUCACCACCAGCAUUCUGCAACAGGCUGAUUUAUGCUCAGAUGACAUGUAAAUUGUAUCUGAGUAUUUUUCCUUCUUGGAUGCUCUAGCACUGGAGCUCGGAGCAGACCUGGGUGUUGCCAGAGUGCAGAGCUGGCCAGUGGUGUGGUCCAGGCUCUGGUGCUCCAGCAUCACACUGCUGGAGGGCAGCUGUGCCCUCUGAGGUCUCUUUGCCUGGGCUGCAGCCACCUAACUGGGGCUGCCAGGGACUUCUGCCAGCAUUACAUUUGGACUCUCUGGUAAGAGAAAUUACCAGGUUUGGGGGAAGGUCAGGCCUCUGGGGGUGUAAGGAAAAGGUCAGUCAGGGCAGUAUCUAAAGCAAAGUUGACGUUUGCAAAGAAGCCAGACUAAAAUGAUUUUUCUCAUCUUGUCAGCUCAGCAUGAGUCUCAGGCCCACCACCUGUGUGUUACCAUCAGAGCUGGUGCCAAGCAUGAACCCAGGCUGUAGGCUGGGUGUGGAGAGGAAAGGCUACUCCCAGCAACUGGGAGCACAUGCAAGGAACCUCAAGUGUGGCCAGAGCCUGGAGCGCGACGUUUGAUGAAAUCAUAGGGCAGCACAUUGAAAAAUUUUGUAAAAAAUACAUGACAAUGGAUGCUCCUGGAGUGCUAGCAAGAUACCCAGACAUCUUUGCUGUGGUGAUAAUCAUCAUCCUAACAGGGCUUUUAGCUUUUGGUGUGAAAGAAUCUGCCCUGGUGAACAAAGUGUUCACCUGCAUCAAUGUCCUUGUCCUUGGAUUUGUUGUGAUCUCCGGUUUUGUGAAAGGAUCUGGUAAAAACUGGAAUCUGACUGAACAGGAUAUUUACAACACCAGCCAUAGCAUUUUCAAAGACAAUCAAACACAGGAAGAAAAGCUCUACGGUGUUGGGGGGUUUAUGCCCUAUGGAUGGAAAGGAGUCCUCUCAGGAGCAGCCACGUGUUUUUAUGCUUUUGUGGGAUUUGAUUGUAUAGCUACUACAGGUGAGGAAGUAAAAAACCCUCAGAAAGCCAUUCCUAUUGGCAUCGUGGCAUCUCUUCUCAUCUGCUUUGUGGCUUAUUUUGGUGUGUCAGCUGCUCUGACACUCAUGAUGCCUUACUACCAGCUGGAUACCAAUAGCCCUUUACCCAAUGCCUUUAAAUAUGUGGGUUGGGAUGGAGCCAAUUAUGCAGUGGCUGUCGGUUCCUUGUGUGCACUUUCUACAAGUCUCCUUGGAUCCAUGUUUCCAAUGCCUCGAAUAAUUUAUGCUAUGGCAGAAGAUGGACUUCUGUUUAAAUUUUUGGCUAAAGUCAACGAGAAGAGAAAAACUCCCUUAAUUGCAACGGUGACAUCAGGAGCUACUGCAGCUGUUAUGGCCUUUCUCUUUGACUUGAAAGAUCUUGUGGACCUCAUGUCCAUCGGGACCCUCCUGGCGUACUCCUUGGUAGCAGCCUGUGUGUUGGUACUGAGAUACCAGCCAGAGCAGCCUAAUUUGGCAUACCAGAUGGCUAGGUCGACAGAGGAGACAGAUAACAACGAGUCUGUGAGUACCAGUGAAUCACAGGCUGGGUUUCUGCCAGAGGAAGAGGAGAAGUUUUCCCUCAAAGCCAUACUGUGUUCCACAGAUUCAGAUCCUUCCAAAUUCUCUGGUUCGGUGGUGAACAUCUCAACCUUCAUCAUUGGUUUCCUUAUUGUGGGUAUCUGUAUCCUGACUUCCCUUGAGCCAAACAUUCUGAUAAGCACUGUACAGAUUAUUGCCGCCAUCCUUGUUGUCACUAUCAUCUUCAUUAUACGGAAACAGCCUGAAAGCAAAACCAAACUCUCCUUUAAGGUACCUUUUUUGCCCUUUCUUCCUGUUGGGAGUAUUUUUGUGAAUGUUUACCUCAUGCUGCAGCUCGACGCAGGCACAUGGAUUCGGUUUGCAAUCUGGAUGCUCCUAGGCUUUAUCAUCUACUUUACCUACGGAAUAUGGCAUAGUGUGGAAGCCAGCUACGGAGCCUCAGCAGAAGUGGAGAGAAACACAGACACUGGCUCAGACAGCUGUAAAUGACUGUGUUUGGCUUACGGGCGACUGAAAGAAUGGCUGUAGUGAAAGAAACUUUGUGGUGGGGAUCCUGAACCAGAUUACACCUGUGAUCAGUUACACAGGAAUAAGGAAGCAGAAUGCAGGCCUCCCCAACUCGGUUACUGCAGCUUGCAGUUUGUUUAGCAGCACAGUUAAAAGGGACCACAAGAUGAAAAGACACAACUCUGGCAUAUUCCCAGCAGCACUGGCAACUCAUCUGGCGCGUUUCUCUCUCUCCCUCUCCUGUUUUAUUUUUGGGUUUUUGUUUUUUAUUUUUUUUUUCCCCCAAUGUGUAGAAAGAGAACUGCUUCUGUAUGCAAAUGCUGCUAUGAAACCAGGCCUCACAAAUGUCCUUCUUUCAGUAGCCCCGGGAAUUACCUCCCCACAGAUAUUCUACUCGAUUAUACAUGGAGCAGAUUUUGCAGUGCUACUGUCAGGCAUAGACCAGGAUCCAUCCUUCACCCUCUUUGUACACACACACACACACACACACACACACACACACACACACACAAAAAAAAAAAAAGGUUCUCACGAAAUCCUAGAUGUCACUAGGUUAACAAAGCACCUGCAAGAUUUGAAUUCUUUAAAAUAUCAGGUCUUAGCUUUUUUGUUUUAUUUAACUGGGUGUUUUAGCUCCAUCCUCACAUGCUUUAAAGCAUGUCACUGCUGUGAAAUGUUGGGAAGGUUUGUGGUCGCUGAUUGUCAGAUGAAUGAUUGCUUUCCAGCACAGAGGUAACACCAGCAGGUGUUUCUCCUGGCUGUCUCCACAGAGAAACUGCCAGCUUUUGUCAGGAAACCAUGUGGUGCAAGUAUUACAAAGGCUUGAAAACAAUGGGUGUUUCCAAAGAGCAGUCCUGCCUCUGCCUCAGAAACCACCAGUGGUUUGGCUGUAGUGGUGGGGGUGGCCAGCAAAACUGAGCUAGCUCUGACAGCAAGUGGAGCCCUAUAUUCCUCCUCCUCUUACAUCAGUUUUUUUGUGCUGGCUGCCUGGCAUUAGCAGCUUGGGUUUGGCAUUGGCAGGUGGAGCACCUUCCUGCCCUGGGAAGGGAAGCAGGUUCCUCAGAGGCAUGAAGUUCUUAUAUGAGCAAUGCCUGCCUGGUAUCUGGUCCCUGCCCAGGGGAGGCUGUGGAAGUGUGCAGGGGCUUCUCAGUCCCAGCAGAGCGUGCAGCCCAGAAAACACCAUUAAGCUCUAGGGUCUGACUUGCUGAGGGGAACUUUCCCUUUAGGGCUGGAGAUCAUCUCCAGAGCCUGCCUGUAGUGAAAGGUAGGAAAUUUGGAGUUGAGACCAGGGUCUGUAUUUGAUUGGCAAUGCCUUGGUUUUGGCUGUGAUUUUUUUUUGUUUUAAUUGUCUCUAAUAGCUUUCUCUAGCCAAAUUAAUCCACUACCCUAAAAAGGCUUAUUAAAGCACUGUGAAGAUGAGCCAUGCCCAAGUAAUGCUACUGAUCUAAAUUAAUGCUUCAGCUUGUACUGAAAAACAAAUCAUAGAAUUUUGGAAUGGUUUGGGUUGGAAAGGGACCUUUGAAGAUCAUCUGGUCCAGCUUACCUGACAUCAGUAGGGACAUCUUUAACUAGAUCAGGUUGCUCAAAACCCUGUCCAACCUGCUCUCAAACACUUCUGGGGUUGGAGCAUCCCAGAUAGAUACUGCAGAAAUCCCCUUUCCAAUGUGAGUGGAUGCUUUCCUAGGUGUCUUUCAUAUGACUACUGCCUCUGGACAGUCUACUGAACACUGGACAGUCUUUUAUUUGUUUGUCAGCAUGGCUCUACGCUGAUGAAGCGACAGGCUCUUGUACCCGUCAUUGAGUUGGAGAACUGAACAGACCCCUGCAUGACUAGCCCAGGGUCUCAGCAGGCAUCUGAUGCAGCAGAAAGGGGAAUCAGACCAUCUCCUGGAUUACAUGGCUGGAUUGUGGACCAUUUCUCAUGUUUCCAAGAGACUUUAUGGCCUUUUUGCCCACUGAAGGGUUUUAAUCUUUUAAAUCUAGUACACUGGGAGGCUUUUCUUCUCAGGAUUGAAAAUUGAGGAAGUGAAGGCAGUGUGUUCAUUGCCUCCUAGGUGCACUCCAGGGUGUGCUAUGAGUGCAGCUUCCCCACAGAAAGAAGUCAUGAGUCUUCUCCAGUCGCCGGGUCUUGCCCAUCCACCAAGCCUUUGCUCCUCAUGCAUAUACAAACUCUUACUCAAGCAGGAAGAGAUGAAUACAGAAAUUAAAAGCCACUAAGUUGAAGUCUAUUUUGUUUAAACACAGGCAAGGUCAACACAUUCCACAGCCUCCCAAAAGGCAUUGAAAAUAUGGUGGGAGGGCAACAAGAUUAAAACUCAGACAGGAUCAAAGUUUCAUAUUGUACUAAAAAUAUAAGGAUGUUUUUCUUCCUGGCUACUAGCUUCUGUUCAAUAAAACAUGAAGCUGG